GGGGGCAACUGUGACCCCCUGGCCAGCGUCCGUCAUGGACCGCACUAUUUCACUGGAUGACAUUCCUCAUAAAGGUCACAGUGGUGUAAAUCAACUUGGUGGAGUAUUUGUGGGUGGUCGCCCUCUACCUGAUUCUACACGUCAAAAAAUCGUUGAGCUUGCGCAUUCUGGUGCUCGACCCUGCGAUAUCUCCCGCAUACUGCAGGUGAGCAACGGUUGUGUUAGCAAAAUCCUGGGACGAUAUUAUGAGACGGGCAGCAUUAGACCACGCGCUAUCGGAGGAUCGAAACCGCGUGUGGCCACAACGGAGGUGGUGAGCAAAAUAUCUCUGUACAAGCGUGAGUGCCCCAGUAUUUUUGCUUGGGAGAUCCGCGAUAGGCUGUUACAGGACGGCGUGUGCACCAAUGACAACAUUCCCAGUGUAUCAUCAAUAAAUCGUGUUUUAAGAAAUCUAGCAGCACAAAAAGAACAACAGGUUCAAAUGCAACCACAGUCUGAUUUGCCACCCGUUGAAGACGUUUGCGAUAAACUCAGACUUUUCAAUGGUCACCAAACUGUUUCACAACCAACCUGGAGCCGUCCAGCAUCAUGGUAUCCACCACCAAUCGCCACAUUCUCAUUAUCAUCUGCUUCUGGUGCCACUGUGCUUGCAGAUUCCAUCAUACCUAAGAAUAGAAAAGAGUUCGACGGAGUGCAUUCGGAUGAAACGGGAAGCGGAGAGGGGGACUCCAAUGCCGGUUCUACGGGAACAGAAGACGAUCAGGCGAGACUUCGCUUGAAGCGGAAGCUCCAACGCAAUCGUACAAGCUUCACUAAUGACCAGAUCGACAGUUUGGAGAGUGAAUUCGAACGGACACACUAUCCAGAUGUUUUUGCGCGUGAGCGACUCGCUGCCAAAAUAGGUUUACCCGAAGCACGAAUUCAGGUAUGGUUUUCUAAUCGACGCGCCAAAUGGCGGCGUGAGGAAAAAUUACGUAAUCAGCGGCGCACACCCCCCGCAGAUCUACCAGUCGAUCAUGGCACACUUGUAGAUCUAGCUCCAUCAGGGUCACCACGUACGCAUAGCUCUAAUCCUUUCGUACCGCCUCUCAAUUGCCCUAUGUAUUCUGACUCAUACAACAUGGCUCCCAUGGUAGGCUUUACGCAACCGAUGGCGUCAUCUCAGACAAUUGGUAUGGUAGCGGGCGGAGGACGUGAAUUAUCAUCUCCGUACCAAUGUCAAAUGGUCCGAGGUUCAAUGACUCCUUUACAUCAUGUUACUAGCACUUCCAGCGCCUAUGAUCUGCCCCUAACUUUCUCAGCUGCGCAGCGACACUGCAGUACAACUCAUUCUUGCUACAGUAGUUCUACUUACCCACCUCCUAGUGGCACCACAGGUAUGGCUCCUCAAUAUCCAGACCUAGUCUUUGCUGAUGGUCGUUCGUGGUGCUGUGCAGAAGAAUCUACUGAACGAGGGCGCACGUUGCUACACUGAAGCCGUCCAAG
Molecule: messenger RNA, 1485 nt
Organism: Phlebotomus argentipes
Lineage: Eukaryota; Metazoa; Arthropoda; Insecta; Diptera; Psychodidae
Product: paired box protein Pax-6-like
Exons: 7
Coding region: 35-1474 (479 amino acids)
Biological process (GO): anatomical structure development; regulation of transcription by RNA polymerase II
Molecular function (GO): DNA-binding transcription factor activity, RNA polymerase II-specific; RNA polymerase II cis-regulatory region sequence-specific DNA binding
Source: RefSeq, a predicted model, not a curated record